This is a messenger RNA of Calidris pugnax (ruff), 1502 nucleotides long. It is a transcript of the gene CRHR2, whose product is annotated as corticotropin releasing hormone receptor 2. Gene Ontology annotation, molecular function: G protein-coupled peptide receptor activity; corticotropin-releasing hormone receptor activity; corticotrophin-releasing factor receptor activity. The coding region runs from base 369 to 1502 and encodes 377 amino acids. Gene Ontology annotation, biological process: long-term synaptic potentiation; cell surface receptor signaling pathway; adenylate cyclase-modulating G protein-coupled receptor signaling pathway. Gene Ontology annotation, cellular component: dendrite; axon terminus; plasma membrane. The transcript is spliced from 11 exons. Lineage: Eukaryota; Metazoa; Chordata; Aves; Charadriiformes; Scolopacidae. The record is from RefSeq and is a predicted model, not a curated record.
GAUGCGAGGCGGCAUUGGAGAGCUGCUAGACCAGGGGAGCUGGCGGAGAGAAGCAAAGCCCCUCACUCCGGGCUCAGCGGGAUCCCAUUGGUUCCCGAGCUGCUCUUCCAAAGCGAAGAAGAGCUUGGAGGAUUGAAGCGCACAGCCAGACGCAGACACUCAGCCAAGUUGUCAGCACGCUGGGAGGAAGAGAGGCUCACACACACACACACAUACACACACACACAGGAGAUUGCAGGGUGUCCGCUGCUUGAUGCUCGUUUGUUUCCAGAGAGGAAGAAAAGAGAGUGAACAAACCAAAAAAAAAAAAAAAGGAACCAGAAAAGGGGGACGGAGUCUCAUCCAGUCCAGCAGUCCCGAGGGGAAUAAUGGAUGUGACCAUAUCUCAGUUCAUCUUAGAAGAAUUUGAUGUCAACUGCAGCCUCCUGGAUCGUUUACAAGAGACUUUUUUAGAGAGUUCCUCUAUCCCUUUCCUGGGCUUUGAUGGUCCGUACUGCAAUGCCACCACUGAUCAGAUCGGGACCUGCUGGCCCAGAACCUCUGCGGGGGAACUAGUAGAGAGACCCUGCCCGGAGUUCUUCAAUGGGAUCAAAUACAACACCACAAGAAAUGCCUACAGAGAAUGCCUGGGCAACGGGACAUGGGCUUCCAAGAUAAACUACUCUCAGUGCGAGCCUAUUCUGGAUGACAAGAGGAAGUAUGCGCUCCAUUACAAGAUUGCUCUCAUCAUAAACUACCUGGGGCACUGUAUAUCAGUAGGGGCCCUUAUAGUUGCCUUUAUGCUUUUCUUGUGCUUGAGGAGUAUCCGAUGCCUGCGGAAUAUUAUCCACUGGAACUUGAUCACCACAUUCAUCCUGAGGAAUGUGAUGUGGUUCCUGCUUCAAAUGAUAGAUCACAACAUACAUGAAAGCAAUGAACCCUGGUGUCGAUGUAUUACCACCGUCUACAAUUAUUUCGUGGUGACCAACUUCUUCUGGAUGUUUGUGGAAGGCUGCUACUUACACACCGCUAUCGUGAUGACUUACUCCACAGACAAACUGCGGAAAUGGGUCUUUCUCUUCAUAGGAUGGUGUAUUCCUUGCCCAAUCAUCAUUGCCUGGGCCAUUGGCAAACUAUAUUAUGAAAAUGAACAAUGCUGGUUUGGAAAAGAGCCAGGGAAAUAUAUCGACUAUAUAUAUCAAGGGCCAGUGAUUCUUGUUCUUCUGAUAAAUUUUGUAUUUCUGUUUAACAUAGUUAGGAUUUUAAUGACAAAGCUGAGAGCUUCAACCACUUCAGAAACGAUACAGUACAGGAAGGCAGUCAAGGCCACGUUAGUUCUUCUGCCUCUGCUAGGCAUCACCUACAUGCUUUUCUUUGUCAACCCUGGUGAGGAUGACAUUUCCCAGAUCGUCUUCAUCUAUUUCAAUUCCUUCCUGCAGUCUUUUCAGGGUUUCUUUGUGUCAGUAUUUUACUGCUUCUUGAAUGGUGAGGUAAGUAGCGUCCCUUGCUGUUUGUGUAAUUAA